This is a messenger RNA of Triticum urartu, 3343 nucleotides long. Lineage: Eukaryota; Viridiplantae; Streptophyta; Magnoliopsida; Poales; Poaceae. The record is from RefSeq and is a predicted model, not a curated record.
CCUCCCCGCCGAGCGCCGCACGAGCCCACCGCGCACCGCCGUCCCCGGUCGCCGCGCGCGGACCGGACGUCGCCACCAGGGACUCUCAGGCCUCAGCUUCAACUCUAGGUAAUUUGGUCUACUAUUAUCCCAGAAGCUGCAAUGACGGAGAUCAAGCUGCCGAAUAUCCAGAAAGCUACAUCAAGUGAUCACUGGAGUUUGGCCAGCAACCAGUAUCCAUCUGGUAAAUUUCCUAAGGUAUCAAUUGGCAUACCUCAUCCAAGGUCAGAUUCUGUAUCAAGAAGCAGAGAUGUUGCUGCUGCUGCUGCUGCUGCCCCUGCAUUCGAGAGGAACCUGUCUCAGAGAACUGAUGGAAGAUCGAGACCUCCGAAAGCGAAUAAUGCUUCACUCCGGGUCUCACAAGAAGCUGCAAACCAUGGAGGAUCUGCUACAGAGGCACCUGAAGCCGCCCAUGUUAAGGUUUCUCUGUCACAACCUGAUGACCAUGCACGUGAGCAAACCGGAACCUUUUCCUUUGGAACAAGAAAAGAACAAGGCAGCCAGCUUGACCAACUGCAGAAGACAUCUGUCGUGAAUUCACAAGGAAAGCGCCGAGUGGAAUCUGCAGAUAAGACCAAACCCAACAGCGAAGUGCUCAGGAUGAAGCUGUGGGGGAUCCUUGGCACAUCACAAACCAAGCAGGCUGUUGCUUCACCAAACCCUGAAGACAUUGAGAGACCGGACCAACCUAAAAGUCUAACCGCCAAUGGACCAUCUUCAGGGAUCAAGAAGGUUUACACGUCACGUUUUCCUGAUAUUAUCAAGACACCUGAUCUUCUCAACUGUCAAACAGCUACCUAUGCAAAGAGCAAACCAUCCUCUGAUCCAAUUGAGUCAGAUUCUGAUACUCCACAAGUAGUUGAAGUGAGGCCCGUUACUCGCACCUUGGGUCGCACGAAAGCACCAGCAGCCUCCAAGAAGCAGGAUAAGAGCCAGAGUGCAAAGAAACCAUUGUCUACUUCACGUUCUGCACCCAAGCAGAAAACACUGGACAGUGUGUUUGUUUUUGAUGAGAAAUGCACACCCAAAACCGUGGGGAAAUCUGCAAAUGGUAACUCUCGCUGCUUGAGAAAUCUUAGAAGCUCAAAUAGGAAGGCUAAAUUAGAGCUUAAGAAGGUCCAUUGUUCUGACAAGAUUUCUGAUAAGAUCACACAGGAUGCUAGGGAAGGACAGCAAUCUUCUAGAAAUGCAGCAUCGGAGAAUAAGGGAGAGAAAACCACCUCCUUUUCUUCGUUGUCCCGAACUGGAAAAACUGCUGAGAGCCGUUCUAGAAGCCCUACAAGGGAGAGACGGCUGAAUGGGGCUAAAGUUGGGCUUCAGAAGACGCAUUUGUCAGAGAAGUUGCUGCCCACGACACUGAAUGAGGGUGAAGAUAAGCUCUCUUCGCAGAAUAUUUCAUCAAAGAGCAAGGAAAAUUAUUCUUCAUUGCUGCACCGGAAGGAGAAUUCUAAUUUGAGCAAAGCUUCAGACCGAAGCCCUCAGGCACAUAAACCAGCGGGAAAUACAUUUAGCUUGCCACCAUCUGGCGCUGCUAGUCCAUCACCUGAACCGAAAAUGUACCCAUGGGGCAACGAGGCAAGUCCCCAGAUAAAUGGUAAACCAUCUGGCGCUGCUAGUCCAUCACCUGAACCAAAAAUGUACCCGUGGGACAAUGAGGCAAGUCCCCAGAUAAAUGGAAAACCAUCUGGUGCUGCUAGUCCAUCACCUGAAGCGAAAAAGUACCCAUGGGACAAUGAGGCAAGUCCCCAGAUAAAUGGCAAACCAUCUGGUGCUGCUAGUCCAUCACCUGAAGCGAAAAAGUACCCAUGGGACAAUGAGGCAAGCCCCCAGAUAAAUGGUAAACUGGGAGAGAAGUUUGCCAGUCCAUUGGCAGCCAGAUUCAGAGACAUGGGAGAUGAGUUUGCAAGUCCUACUUUUGCAACUAAUGUAAAUGGCUACCACAAUAGAAGCAAAGUGCUACAUGAUGACACAUACAGCCCCAAGUAUCCAAAAAGUGUGAACAGGUCAAGAUCAAGUUCCUUUGCUUCUGAUCCAGGGUCUGAGCCAUUGGACGGGAUGGAUAAAACCUAUGAGUUACCUAAAAGUGAAUCUCCCAAUACUUCAGAAGAAAGAGAGAACAAAAAACAACCAUAUCUUUCACCCAUUUUGCCAACUGAAGAUGAAAUGGCUCAAACUUCUAUUCCAAGUUUUGGGAAAGGAUAUAAAACUCGCAAAUGGCUUUCAGAUGUAGACAGCCCUGAUAAAUCUCCAACAGAAAAUCUGGAUAAGAAAUCACAUCUAAAAGAGGGUAAAAGAGGCAAACGGCGGUUACCUUCGCCUGUUCCUUUUGCCACUUCUGGAACACAAGAAACUAUGAUGUCAGACAAAGAACCAGUGCAAUGCCCAGAUGACUACCUGAACAGGGCUUUUGAUGAGUUACUGCUGGUGCUGGGAAGGUUUCAAACCAAGAUCAAGUCUGAAACAAGAAAUAGAAGUUCCGAGAUACUGGCAGGUACUGGAGAGAUAAUUCGCCAGCACCUGGAGGGAGUUGAGGUGCAGAUGCAGGAUGAUGUGGAUAAGCUGGUCAAUGCAGGAAAAUCUAAAAGGAAGCGACUAAACUCAACAUUUGAAGAGCAACAGGAACAGUUACGGAUUCUUCAUGAGAAGUUUAAGGAGGAGGUUAAUCAGCAGUUGCUUGGUUGCAAGAACUCUCUCGAGGAAUUUGAAGCCUAUCAUGCAGAACUUAAGGCAGUAGCUGAGAAGCAAAAAGCAUCACACAAGAAGCUCCUCCAACACGCCGAGAGCAGAGUUGGUUCUCAGCUCAACGAUGCUGAAAUCAAAAUCGCGAAGGUUCAGAAGAGAGCCCGGAAGAAGAUGAAUGGCCUGAAACACGUGCUCAAGGAGCUCAUCAUGGACACCGCAGAUUGAUCAAGUUCACCUGCUCUACAGGACAGAAGUAGAUAGCUACGGCGAAACCUGUAGGGCGGGGCAUCACGUCACAAACAGCAGGUCCACAUACGGCUCACAAAGGGUUUGCUCACAGUUUUCAGUUUGAAGAACUAUUCCAAAGCAGUAGGAGGCUAUCUGUAGUUACAAUGCAUACCGUUUCACCAUCUCUAACGUUUUGCGUCAGUGAAUCGCUAACUUAACCAUGCCGUGUUUCUUUCAGUGAAUUGUGUCCUGGUAUUGUUUCUUGUUUCCAGACUGAAUAACGUAAUGAUCAAGUACAAAGUCACAAAUGCUUAAGUUAGAUUUGCUGCCAUGUGAACGUGAUGGUUUAAAUCAAGUGUACUCGUCUGGUGACAUAUUUGAUGUCUUUCUUCCA